Molecule: messenger RNA, 7751 nt
Organism: Exophiala dermatitidis NIH/UT8656
Lineage: Eukaryota; Fungi; Ascomycota; Eurotiomycetes; Chaetothyriales; Herpotrichiellaceae
Product: fatty acid synthase subunit beta
Exons: 1
Coding region: 819-7085 (2088 amino acids)
Biological process (GO): long-chain fatty acid biosynthetic process
Cellular component (GO): fatty acid synthase complex
Molecular function (GO): [acyl-carrier-protein] S-malonyltransferase activity; enoyl-[acyl-carrier-protein] reductase (NADH) activity; [acyl-carrier-protein] S-acetyltransferase activity
Source: RefSeq, a predicted model, not a curated record
GUGAGAACCCCCGAAGCUCCCUCCCAAGUACCUCCUACGCAAUGCAGGGCUGUCAGCUACCACCCGGGGACGGGCCAUGGCCAAGUUGAACUGCUCAAUCGAGCCACAUACAAACAGCUAACAUACGAGACACGAGAGAGAUACGCUGAAUAUCGCUACUUGAUCACUGCUGCCUAGAACCACCAACUUGCAACGUUUUGAUUAGUAUUCAUUCAUUAUUGAAUGUUGAUGAAGGACAGACUGGCCAUUUUUUUCUUUGCGGUUGGGAGAAACGGUGACGCCUCUGGGCCCUGUCCCUGCAGCAGCGGCUGCCCACCAGAAUUUAGCUUGCCCCCCGCCGUCAAUCCGAGCUCGGCGAUUGGCGGCUGUGCCUGCUUUUGCGGAGCCGGAAAAACCUCGUCGCCGUCCUCAACCAUCUCGCGGCGCAGCCUGGGGCGCAUUAUUCUCGGUAACUUGCUAUACCACCAUCUCAACUGCCACACUGGUAUUGUAUGGUCUUGUCCAGCCCGACCACAGACAAGUUGGUGCAUCUAGAGUUCCUCUCAGCUUCCGUUGACCCAGAGGCUGAUAUCUCUGAUUAACUCGUCGCUCUAUCGCUUCGUCCUUCACCUCCGACUCUUUCGCAGUCAAUUCCUUUCUCACUCUUCACACCUGUGGUCGAAGUGACCCAGUGCCUCUGUUCUGUAUAGCAAAGAGCUCUACGUUGCAAGAGCUUCUUCAUUCAUUUUUCUACAUCUUGGGUGGCAUUAGCUUGCUCACUUUAAUCCUCCCUGCGAGUUCCUCACCUCAGUCAUCUCUCUCGGCCGGCACUCGCAAACAUGUAUUCCGGCGGUGCUACUGGCACUCAUACUCCCCGGUCCUCGCAAAACCUACGGCCUUUGAGCCUCACUCAUGGCUCCCUCGAAUACUCCUUCUUGAUCCCGACCGCCCUACAUUUCCACGCCUCGCAGCUACAAGAUGCUUUCAAAGCUUCGUUACCAGAACCUACAGACGAAUUAGCUCAAGAUGACGAGCCUUCGUCAAAGGCAGAGCUUGUUGCUCGUUUCAUUGGCUUCAUUGCUGCUGAAGUCGAUGAUGACGAGGAAGCGUCUGGCUUUGUUGAAGUGCUCAAGGUUGUCUUGAACGAAUUUGAGCGAUCUUUUAUGCAUGCCAACGAUGUCCAUGCUCUAGCUGCCAGUCUUCCCGGGAUUACGGCAAAGAAGCUGGAGGUGGUUAAGUGCUACUAUGCAGGUCGCGCAGCAGUCGCGAGACCCAUCAAACCCCAUGAUUCGGCCCUUUUCCGAGCCGCAGACGACGAAGAGGCUAGCAUCUACACAGUUUUUGGCGGUCAAGGGAAUAUCGAAGAAUAUUUUGAUGAGCUCCGGGAGGUUUAUAAUACAUAUCCCUGGUUUACCAAAGAUUUGAUCGAGUCUUCAGCAGAGCUCCUGCAGAGCCUAGCCAGAGACCCGAAGGCAGACAAGUUCUAUUCCAAGGGUCUCGAUAUCCUCCGCUGGUUGGAAGAUCGAGAGACUCAACCAGACACCGAUUAUCUGGUUUCAGCGCCCGUCAGCUUGCCAUUGAUCGGUCUGGUCCAGCUCGCCCACUACCAGGUCACUUGUAAAGUUCUCGGUAAAACUCCUGGCGAGGUGAAUGAACACUUCAAUGGAACCACUGGCCAUUCGCAAGGAGUGGUCACCGCAGCCGCCAUUGCUACUGCAACAUCAUGGGAAAGCUUCGCCAGGGUCGCCAGAGAUGCCAUCACAAUGCUUUUCUGGAUUGGUAUGAGGAGUCAACAGGCUUACCCUCGUACAAGCAUUGCGCCAUCUAUUUUACAAGAUUCGCUCGAGGCUGGAGAAGGCGUGCCGACACCCAUGCUGUCUGUGCGCGACCUUUCUCUAAAGCAGCUCCAAGAGCAUAUUGAUGCUACAAACGAGCACUUGCCCACGGACCGGCACAUUGCCAUUUCCUUGAUCAACAGCGCCCGGAACUUUGUUGUCACUGGGGCACCCAUCUCUCUCCAUGGUCUUAACCUGCGACUCCGUAAGGUCAAAGCACCCACUGGAUUGGACCAGAACCGAAUCCCGUACACAGAGCGCAAAGUACGCUUCGUCAAUCGGUUUUUGCCGAUCACGGCUCCAUUCCACAGCCCGCUCCUGAGCGAAGCGUUCAAAAAUAUCAAGGAAGAUCUCCGUGAUAUCAAGAUCCCAGCUUCUCGGUUGACAAUCCCCGUUUUCGAUACGAAUACCGGUGAAGACCUCCGCGCGCAACACGACAAGGAUAUUGUUCCAUCUCUCGUGCGUAUGAUCACUCAAGAUCCUGUUCAUUGGGAACAGGCCACAGUUUUCGAAGGAGCCACCCACAUCGUCGACUUCGGUCCUGGUGGUAUUUCCGGUUUGGGCGUUCUCACCAAUCGAAACAAAGAUGGUACUGGCGUCCGUGUUAUUCUGGCGGGUGCCAUGGAUGGCACCAAUGCCGAAGUCGGGUACAAGCCAGAGCUUUUCGACCGAGACGAGGAACAUGCAGUCAAGUACGCGACCAACUGGGUCAAAGAACAUGGCCCCAAAUUGGUCAAGACAUCCGUUGGCCAGACUUAUGUGGAUACCAAGAUGUCUCGCUUGCUGGGCGUCCCUCCGUUAAUGGUUGCGGGCAUGACUCCCACUACAGUGCCGUGGGAUUUCGUUGCUGCCACCAUGAAUGCAGGCUACCAUAUCGAAUUAGCCGGUGGUGGUUACUAUAAUGCCAAAAGCAUGACUGAAGCCUUGACCAAAAUCGAAAAGGCCAUUCCUCCUGGACGAGGCAUCACAGUCAAUCUGAUCUACGUCAACCCCCGUGCGAUGGGCUGGCAGAUCCCUUUGCUGGCACAACUCCGUGCCGACGGUGUCCCCAUCGAGGGUUUGACCAUUGGUGCCGGUGUGCCUUCCAUCGAAGUCGCCCAAGAGUAUAUCGACACUCUAGGCAUCAAACACAUUUCCUUCAAGCCAGGCUCUAUGGACGCCAUACAGCAAGUUAUCAACAUCGCAAGGGCCAACCCAACUUUCCCGGUCAUCCUCCAAUGGACAGGCGGUCGUGGUGGUGGUCAUCACUCCUUUGAGGAUUUCCAUCAACCGAUUUUGCAGAUGUACGGCCGAAUUCGCAAAUGCCAGAACAUUAUUCUGGUGGCAGGCAGCGGCUUUGGUGGCGCCGAAGACACUUAUCCCUACCUUACCGGUGUUUGGUCCCGGAAAUUCGGAUAUCCUUCGAUGCCAUUCGACGGCUUCCUGUUUGGCAGCCGAAUGAUGACUGCGAAGGAAGCUCACACCUCGUACAACGCCAAGAAAGCCAUCGUCGAAGCCCCGGGCGUUGACGACAGUGAAUGGGAGAAGACGUACAAAGGACCUGCUGGCGGCGUCAUCACCGUUCGAUCUGAGAUGGGCGAGCCAAUCCACAAACUGGCCACUCGUGGUGUCAAAUUCUGGGCUGAGAUGGAUCAAAAGAUCUUCAGCUUGGAUAAGAAGAAGCGUGUUGCAGAGCUCAAGAAGCAGCGUGAGUACAUCAUCAAGAAGCUCAAUGAUGACUUCCAAAAGGUCUGGUUCGGGAAGAACUCGGCCGGUGAAACGGUUGAUCUCGAAGAUAUGACCUAUGCCGAAGUGGUUCGCCGAAUGGUCGAGCUCAUGUACGUCAAACAUCAAUCACGGUGGAUCGAUGUCAGUCUUCGCAACCUCACCGUGGACUUCAUCCGCCGAGUCGAAGAGCGGUUCACUGUCGGCUCCGGCAAGCCAUCUCUUAUCCAAAGCUACGCCGAACUGGACGAUCCUUUCCCAGUGGUGGAAAAGGUCCUGGCUGCCUACCCUGAGGCUGAAAGCCAACUCAUCAGCGCCCAAGAUGUCCAGCAUUUCCUGCUUCUCUGCCAGCGCCGUGGUCAGAAGCCAGUGCCUUUCGUUCCUUCGCUGGAUGAAAACUUUGAAUUCUGGUUCAAGAAGGAUUCGCUGUGGCAGGCCGAAGAUUUGGACGCUGUAGUAGGCCAGGACGUUGGGCGAACUUGUAUUCUGCAGGGCCCAAUGGCUGCUAGAUACUCCACCAAGAUUGACGAACCUGUCAAAGACAUCUUGGAUGGCAUCCAUAAUGCUCACAUCAAGGGCCUUAUCCAAGAUAUCUACGGUGGCCGUGAAUCUGCUGUUCCGGUCGUGGAGUACUUUGGUGGCAAGAUUAUCACGUCCCCUGAAAGCGUGGUCGAGCUCGACGGCGUUACCGUGAUCCCUGACGGCUCUCGUAUCACCUACCGACUGUCCAAUUCUCCUACGGCCACUCUUCCAGAUGUUGAUGCUUGGACUCAGCUCCUCGCCGGCAAGACCUACUCGUGGCGACACGCCUUUUUCACCACGGAUGUCUUCGUGCAAGGCGCGAGAUAUCAAAACAACCCUGUCAAACGGAUUUUGGCUCCAACUCGUGGAAUGACUGUCGAGAUCGCCCAUCCUAAGGAUCCUUCCAAGACGACUAUCGUGGUCAAGGAGCCCAACCAAGCAGGCCAGAUGGUCAAGACCCUUGACAUUGGCCUGGUCGGGAAAAAUGAGAUUCUUAUGAACAUGUGGGAGGAGCGAACUGCAGAGGGUGAAGCGGUUGCACUGCCAUUACGGUUUAUCUACCACCCGGAGACUGGCUACGCCCCCAUCCACGAAGUGAUGGAAGGACGCAACGACCGAAUCAAGGAGUUCUACUAUCGAAUCUGGUUCGGCGAGAAGGAUGUGCCCUUUGAUAUUCCGACCACCAACACUUUCGACGGUGGGAAAGCGACUGUUAAUACCCAGGACAUUGCCGAUUUCGUUCAUGCGGUGGGCAACACUGCUGAGGCUUUUGUCGAUCGUCCUGGCAAGGAAGUCUUUGCACCUAUGGACUUUGCUAUCGUGGUUGGCUGGAAGGCCAUUACCAAACCUAUCUUCCCCAGAUCGAUUGACGGAGACUUGCUCAAACUUGUCCAUCUGUCUAACGGCUUCCGCAUGCUUCCUGGGGCGGAACCAUUGAAAGCCGGUGAUGAGCUGCAUACCACUGCUCGCAUCAAUGCCGUCAUCAACCAAGAAUCUGGCAAAAUGGUUGAGGUUUGUGGCACAAUCACCAGGGAUGGUCAACCUGUCAUGGAAGUUACCAGUCAGUUCCUGUAUCGCGGUAAUUAUACCGAUUAUGAGAACACGUUCCAGCGCAGAGAGGAGACGCCCAUGCAGGUCACGCUCGCGACCAGCAAGGAUGUGUCCGUCCUGCGAUCCAAGGAGUGGUUCCACCUUGACGAGCCGGACAUUGACCUACUGGGCCAAACCUUGACUUUCCGAUUGUCGAGCUUGGUUCGAUUCAAGAACAAGACCAUUUUCGAGCGUGUCGAGACGGUGGGUCAAGUUCUCUUGGAACUUCCCACUAAAGAAGUCAUCCAGGUGGCAUCGGUCGAGUAUGAUGCCGGUGUGUCCCACGGCAAUCCAGUUGUGGAUUAUCUGCAGCGACACGGCUCGUCCAUUGAACAGCCCGUCAACUUCGAGAACCCCAUUCCCUUGAGCGGAAAGACACCCCUGUCUCUGAAGGCACCCGCAUCCAACGAGACGUAUGCACGAGUCUCUGGCGACUACAACCCGAUCCACGUUUCGCGUAUCUUCGCCAGCUAUGCCAACCUCCCCGGUACCAUCACCCACGGCAUGUACUCUAGUGCCGCGGUUCGAAGUCUAGUCGAGACGUGGGCGGCCGAGAACAACAUUGGUCGUGUUCGAAGCUAUCAUGUUUCUCUGGUGGGCAUGGUGCUUCCCAACGAUGAUUUGGAAGUGAAACUCGAACACGUUGGUAUGAUUGCAGGCCGCAAGAUCAUCAAGAUCGAAACCAGCAACAAAGAGACUGGCGACAAGGUCCUCUUGGCUGAAGCCGAGGUGGAGCAACCAGUGUCGUCGUACGUUUUCACUGGCCAGGGUUCUCAGGAACAAGGCAUGGGUAUGGAUCUCUACGCCCGCAGUGCUGUGGCGAAGGAAGUCUGGGACCGUGCCGAUCGGCACUUCUUGGACAAUUAUGGUCUCUCCAUCAUCAACAUUGUCAAGAACAACCCGAAGGAACUCACAAUCCACUUUGGCGGACCUCGUGGCAAGGCCAUUCGUCAAAACUACAUGGCCAUGACCUUCGAGACGGUCAAUGCAGAUGGAUCUGUCAAGUCGGAAAAGAUCUUCAAGGAGAUCAAUGAGAACACCACUUCAUACACUUACCGCUUGCCCACGGGUCUGCUCUCUGCCACUCAAUUCACCCAGCCAGCCUUGACGUUGAUGGAGAAGGCCAGUUUUGAGGAUAUGCGAUCCAAGGGUCUGAUCCAGCGUGACAGCAGCUUCGCCGGCCACUCUCUCGGCGAGUAUUCUGCGUUGGCCUCGAUUGCCGAGGUGAUGCCCAUUGAGAGUUUGGUGUCGGUGGUCUUUUACCGUGGCUUGACCAUGCAAGUGGCGGUGGAGCGUGACGAACAAGGCCGCAGCAACUAUUCCAUGUGCGCCGUCAACCCCAGUCGUAUCUCCAAGACGUUCAACGAGCAAGCGUUACAAUACGUCGUGGAGAACAUUGCGGAAACCACCGGAUGGUUGAUUGAGAUUGUCAACUACAACGUGGCCAACAUGCAAUACGUCUGCGCCGGCGACCUCCGGGCAUUGGACUGCUUGACCAACGUGCUCAAUGUGCUCAAAUUGCAAAAGAUUGACAUCCAAGCAUUGAUGCAGCAAAUGUCGUUGGAAGAUGUCAAGGCACAUCUGGUGGAGAUCAUUGGUGAAUGCCGGAAGAAGACCGAGGCCAAACCGCAACCGAUCGAGCUGGAGCGAGGCUUUGCCGUGAUCCCUCUGAAGGGCAUCGACGUGCCCUUCCACAGCACAUUCUUGCGAUCUGGCGUCAAGCCUUUCCGGUCAUUCUUGUUGAAGAAGAUCAACAAGACCAGCAUCGACCCGGCCAAGUUGAUCGGCAAGUACAUUCCUAAUGUUACGGCCAAGCCGUUUGAGAUCACCAAGGAAUACUUCCAGGAAGUCUAUCAGCUCACCAACUCGCCUCGGCUGGCUAAGAUUCUGGAAGACUGGGAUAAAUAUGAGAAUGCCGGGGAGGCAGGUGCCCGGCGAUUGUCUAGUGUGGCAUAAUAUGGGAUCGCCAUUGAUUGAUCGAGCGUCCUUGUAUCUUGGUCGUGUCUGGUUGGCGAGAAUGGCGUUGUCCGGCCAAUAUUCCCGGGCUGUUUGAAGUCAGGUAGAUAUGUUUUUCCUUUGUUUAUAUAAAAGAUAGUUCUCUCUAGAGGACUGUAGUAGUAGUCCUCUUUUUGAGAUGAUGGAUAGCGGCAAUAUUCAUAUCUCCUUUACCACAAUUAUGCAUAUAUUUGGACUGUUCUGUUUCUGCGCAUGAGGCUACAACGAUGUUCAGCCUGGGCCAUAGUUAGCUGCAGCCAUCGACUUGUUGGAUAGGUGUGCGGUUUUGACGGUGGGCGCCUGGUGACAGUGGCGGUUGGGGCAAGCAGGCAUGUCCCCUGAUUGAGGUGUCGUCCACGAUCGAGACCUCAGGCUGGGGUUUACUCUGGCAGCCUGAAGAAUAAAAGGGAGAAGAAGGACCCGGGGAAGAGGAGGGAAAUUCCCGAUGGGCGGAGGUCGAGUGUCUGUCUGUCCGUCUGGGUUUCGGGUGUUUGUAGGGAGCAGAGAGUAAUUGAGACCAACUGGUUGGUAGUUGAAGCGCCCCUAAAAGGGCUGCCGAUGAAGCGGGAUUGACCGUGUUGAUGGACAAGGUGGAAAAUAGCCAGUCAAACAAGACUAUUCGUGAAA